Messenger RNA from Spinacia oleracea (spinach), 1950 nucleotides. RefSeq lists its product as uncharacterized. The transcript has 9 exons. The coding region runs from base 17 to 1765 and encodes 582 amino acids. Lineage: Eukaryota; Viridiplantae; Streptophyta; Magnoliopsida; Caryophyllales; Amaranthaceae. The record is from RefSeq and is a predicted model, not a curated record. Gene Ontology annotation, molecular function: cysteine-type peptidase activity. Gene Ontology annotation, biological process: proteolysis.
CAUAUAUCCUCAUCAUAUGGGACAAAAAUCAUAUGCUGAAAUGACAAGUGAAUGGCAGAGAAAAGGGUACAUUCCCUCAGUUUCUUCGUCAUCUGAAGGUUCCUCUGCGUCUACAAUUUCUUCAAGUUUGCCGAGUAGGACAUGUUUAUGGCUUCUUGCAAGAUCGGUACCAGAUGAGAAAGGAAAUCCUUACUUGCCGGAUCAGGGCACACAAAAGGUCAAAGAAAAUAUUGAUGAAUGGAAAAGGAAACAAGAUGAAGGGGAAUUUGUUCCCAAAAGUGCACGAGAUGAUGUCUUAUCUCGUGCACUUGGUAAGACUAAAGAAGGGAGACCACUAACAUUUGGUGGUGGAGUAGGCAUCAAAGCUGUGUGGGGGACCGGAGAGCGGCGUAGCUUUCGACGGUAUGGAGAUGCGGAGAUGGAGGAAAUGGAAGCAAGAGUGACCAAAAGGGUCAAAGAUGAGACAAUACAAGAGAUGAACUCCAAGAUGGAUGACAUGGUCAUGGAGAAAUUUAUCACAUUUGCUAAAGAACUUGGUGUCCAAAUACCAAGCCAUAUGAGGAUAGACGCAAAUGUUCAUAGUAGUUGUCGUUCCGGGGGUUUAGAUCCAUUUGCCGACAUUACGGAACCUGUCCCGUGCCAUCUAUACCUGAACAUAGGCUCGGAGAAAGUCUUUGUUGCCUAUGGUACCAUAUGUCCAGAGUUGCUCCUUGAUCACCACAACGACGUCACGUCCGAUAACGUGAAAGUGAGCGUUGAUGAUUUUGAGCCCGCGUACAAAGAAGCUCCCGUCCCCGUGCCUUCUCAAUAUAUUAAGAAACUUGCUCAAGCUCAUGGUACCUUCACUCAGUGGCCAAAGCAUUUGGUGUCGCUUACGAAUGAGGAGGUAAACAAGCCUACAAGUAAAGAGCCUAAAGGGAAAGGGAACAAAGGGAAAGAGAUAGUGGUUGGGGGAAGUGGAACAAAAGCGUCCAACACUAAAUCAAAAACCUAUUUCCUUGAAAAUUAUAAAGUGCAAAAUUUGAGUGGUAAGUGCAAUGUGAUGAAAACUAUGAUGUUGGGAUUAAAAGAAGGGGAGCACGUUAAGGUACAUUGCACUAAAAGGACAUUCAAUAUGGAAAAGGACUUUGAAAUUAGUUUCACCGUUGAAGACACCGAUCAACUUCUCUCGGGAGCAUGGCUCAAUAUAUCAAUAAUACAAGUUUUUGCUACGGCUUUGAGUGAGUUGUGUUUUCACGAUGAUUGUCACCCCAAUAGUAUUGGAUUCAUGUGCCCGGAGAUGAUCUCGGCCACCAUGUUAAAGUCCGAUGCAGAUCAAAUUCUAUUGUACAUGACGAGGUCCAUGAGUGCACUUAGUUCUAAGACAUUCAUCUUAUGUCCAUACUACGAAAAGAGUCACUGGAUGCUUUUAGUUCUUUGCUUGUCUAAACGUGAGGUCUACAUAUUUGAUUCUCAACAGAAGAAGAGAAAUUUGAUGAUUAAGGAGCCACUAAACAAUGCUUUUCGGAGUUACAAGAGACUAGGUGGACAAUCUAAGGGAACUAAAUUAACAUGGAUUCCAGCACAGUGUGCUCAACAACCCGGAUCACUAGAUUGUGGCUACUACGUCAUGCGUUUUAUGUACGACAUAAUAAUGAAUCAUGGUAAUAGUCAAGAUCUUACUAAGGAUUUUUCAAGAACAUUGCCUUAUUCAGCGGAGGAGAUUAAUGAGGUGAAAGAUUUUUGGGCAGAUUACUUCAUGAACAAUGUCGAAUUUUUAGCUUAAUUUGUAAUAUGAACUUGAUCUCUAGCUAGCUACGUACCUUUGUUGUAAUAAUUUUAUGUUUGUUGUAACAUGUUGGUUGAUCGAUCUAUGACGAAUUUAAUUGCCUUUUAUUGGGAACGUUAAUUACGUUGUAAACUUUUGUGACAGGUAUUAAUUAUAAAUGUAUUCCCGGUAUUGGGAAUGAA